This is a messenger RNA of Rotaria sp. Silwood2, 480 nucleotides long. Lineage: Eukaryota; Metazoa; Rotifera; Eurotatoria; Philodinida; Philodinidae. The record is from the annotation of a GenBank genome assembly.
AUGUGGGAUAUUGAAAUAAUUGAUAUUCGUAUUAAUCGUCAUUUUCAAUCCGAUAUUAAUCUUUAUUAUGAAUAUUUGAAAUCUCUUAUGUCUAAUAAGUCUCUAUUGACUAAUGAAACAUAUAAUGAUUAUAAUAAAUGGAUUGAUGAAAGCGUUGAUUACGUUUGUAAACAAGUUUAUUUUGAUGAAAACCAUGAGAAACUCGAUGUUGCAAAAAAUUUUACAUUAGGUGAAGAAUAUUUCAGUAGAAACUGGCCUCUUGUAGAUCAACGUUUAGCACAAGCAGGUCAUCGACUUGCAUCAUUACUUAAUCAAUUAGCUAAAAAACAAUCAUCAAGAAAACUUCCAUCAAAUAUUUCAGCACUUAUUAUUGUUUUAUGUAUUGUAUUAAUUAUUACUGUUAUAGCUAGUCUAAGUGUUUACUUUUAUACGCGAAGAAAAAGAGGACAAUAUGGUGUUAUGACAUCUAAAUUAUCAUAG